Messenger RNA from Beta vulgaris subsp. vulgaris (sugar beet), 927 nucleotides. Its product is annotated as 40S ribosomal protein S3-3. Lineage: Eukaryota; Viridiplantae; Streptophyta; Magnoliopsida; Caryophyllales; Amaranthaceae. The transcript has 5 exons. The record is from RefSeq and is a predicted model, not a curated record. Gene Ontology annotation, biological process: translation. The coding region runs from base 289 to 615 and encodes 108 amino acids. Gene Ontology annotation, molecular function: structural constituent of ribosome. Gene Ontology annotation, cellular component: cytosolic small ribosomal subunit; nucleus.
CGGUACGCUUACGCCUAGGGUAGUAGGGUUUUAUGUAGAACACAACCCUUACUCCCGCACCCACCAGACCAGAGUGUCCAAUCAUGGCUAUCCAGAUGAGCAAGAAACGAAACUUAAUAGCUGAUGCCUGAUGGAAUGUUAUCGGCAGAAUUGAAUGAAGUUUUGACAACGGAAAAUUGGAUACUCUGGCGUUGAAGUUCGUGUCACUCCAACGCGUACUGAGAUCGUCAUUCGUGCUACUCGCACUCAGAAUGUUCUUGGGCAUGCUAUGGUGUUGCGAGGUUUGUUAUGGAGAAUGGAGCUAAGGGAUGUGAGGUUAUUGUUAGUGUUAAGCUACGAGCUCAGCGUGCCAUGAAGUUCGAGGAUGGUUACAUGAUCUCUUCCGGGCAGCCUGUCAAUGAGUACAUCGACUCAGCUGUGAGGCAUGUUCUCCUUAGACAGUUAAAAUCAUGCUCGAAUGGGAUCCGAAGGGAAAGCGCCAAGCAGGGUCCUCCUACUCCAUUGCUAGAUUUGGUUACCAUCCAUCCUCCCAAAGACGAGGACAUCUUUGUUCAACCUCCAGUUUUGACAACCAACAUGGAGGUCCCUGUUUCUAUUAGUAUUCCAGUCAUAUAAAUCCAGGUCUAGCCGUCUAGAGAACUACUUAAAUAAUGGUUUUUUGCUAGUGAAUUUAGAAAUUCUUUGAACUUACAUUUUAUGGGAGAGAAUUUCCCUGCUUUAAAGAGCUGGGCAUGAUGGAGAAGCGGGAUUAAUUUAUAUGGACAAUUUUUCCUCCUAAUGUAAGUUUAAAGAACUGAAAUAUAAGAAAAUAAUUAAAGGGUUGGGAAAAUAAUAUAGAAAAUGCUAGUAUAGGAGUACUUCCUUAGUGAAUUUUUAAUGGCAACAUUUUGACUUUACAUUUUAUACUCCCUGUUAAGGAUCUUCCUU